Molecule: messenger RNA, 1274 nt
Organism: Dendrobium catenatum
Lineage: Eukaryota; Viridiplantae; Streptophyta; Magnoliopsida; Asparagales; Orchidaceae
Exons: 3
Coding region: 13-432 (139 amino acids)
Source: RefSeq, a predicted model, not a curated record
GCCGCAGUUAAAAUGUCUCACUACCACAUUGAAAGGAUGGAACAUGAUUAUGAAAUCAAUGAUGUGGAGGAUGACAUGGAAGAAGAAUUUCAUAGAAAGGGGACGGGAUACUCGGAAUCUGAUGAUGAUGAAUAUAUACACAUUAAUUUCAUGCAGAAUGGUGGAAUAACAGAUACUUCAUCAACACAAGCAAGAAAAGGGAAGGACAUACAAGGGAUUCCCUGGGAUAGGCUAAGUAUCACUAGGGCCAAGUAUAGGCAGACUAGACUAGAACAGUACAAAAAUUAUGAGAAUGUUACCAAUUCUGGAGAUGCUUCUGCAAAGGGAUGCAAGCCAACGGAGAAAGGAAGGAUCUAUUAUGAGUUUUGGCGCAAUACAAGGUCUGCUAAAUCUACUAUUCUUCAUUUUCAGGUAAUGAAAAGUCAUGCCUAAUUUAGGACUCUCCACGUGCUUUUUCCAAAAAAUAAUUUGGUAUUUUUGUUACUUUUAGAUGGCACUUCGAUUAUAGCAGUUUAUUGCAGUUGAUGUUUGGUAAUGUAUUUCUAUAUAUAUAAAAUUCAGUUGCUUCUUGUUGUGAAAUUUCUUGAACUAUGUUGUAAUAAAUAUAUCUUUAAAUCUCCAUAUGAUCUAACAUCAUCAAAGUAUCUGUGAUAUCUUAUAUUGUAGGUACAUGUGAGAAUUUUCUGAUUAACUUUGGUGCAUGUCUUUCUAAUUAUUCAUUAUCAUCAGCAUAAUCAGUAGCAUUCCAAUUAUUUGGGUCUGGUUUUGUGGAUUAUGCUGUACUAUUUAUUCCUAUUAAGUGUUGUAAGAGUUGUUUCAACAUAUUAUUUGCAAAUCUUUUUGAAUUGCUUCUCUACUUGUUGUCUUAGAUAUAUUAUUUAUCCUUCCUAAAUCUUCGAUAUUAAUUUUAUCCAUCCAUCUGAUUGAUUCAGUUUUACCCUUCAUUGUUUAUUUUUGAAGUACCUAAGUGUAAUAGACUGAGCAUGAUAUUACGUGCAGAUAUCUAAAUUAGGGCAGACUGUGCAUUGAAUAAAUAAACACACUUCAUAUAUCAGAAUGAAAAAUAAUAGAUUUUUCUCAAGCCUCCCAUCAGAAAUGUAUUCUUAUGACUCUCGUGUUGGCAUAUCAAAAAACAAGUCUUAUGACUCCCAAUGCCCAACACUAUAAUAAAAGGUGCAUAUAACACCAUAUCAGAAUUUCGUGUGCCUUUAGCACCAUAAUAGUACUUCCCCUCACACAUCAAAUCUCAUUAGAAUCUCACAUUUCAAGAAGAU